GCUAUUAGGCCUUGCGCUAGGUAACCAGGUCCAUUCGUCCUGACACUCGAAGGCCCCCCCAUUUCGACCAUCAUCAUGCCUCCAAAGCGCGGUUCGACAGUCAACACCGACGCUAGCGCGCCUAUGCGCAAGCGUGCUCGCACGUCGAGCGCUCACGCAGCGGCAAAAGCUCUCGUGGCCGACAUCGUCGACGCGUCGGGGGACUACGAGCUCCCGAACAAUAACGACGAGGUUAUUACGACCGUCCAGCAGCUCGCCCGCUACGCCAGACACCUUGAAGAGCAGCUCGAGUUGGCCGAUAAGGCGGCCACCCAGGUGCCGGCAGGGCCGGCGAAGAAGACGCCUGAAGAGCUAGCUGAGAAAAUCAGGAAGGCUGCGGCCGCUGGGAUUAAGAAGCAGAUGAGCUGGAAGCCUUCGUGCAAAACAAACUCAGCAAAGUGGGUCUACGACGGUAUCUGCCCUGACCCGGAGGUCUUUGGCCACCUCUUCAAUCUCGGCGGCCCUCCAAAGUGGAAAAUGAAAAAGUUCUCCAAGCAAGAGUUCGAGGACAUUUUUGGUGACAUUGAGGGCCAUGCUCGGUACAACGAGCUUUAUAUCACCAACAGGGAGAUCAAUGUUCGUUGGUCCGAGACCGGAGAGUUCAAGCUUAGCGGUACCUACGGGAUAUCAAUGUAGCUGGGGAAAUCUAACCUAAAAAGUGUCCGUUGCGGGCGUUUUCCUGCCGAGUGCACUAUUGUGUAAGUAGGGCAGAGUACUUGUCGCCACUAAUGUACCUACGCACCGAUAAUGAUUCCCAGCUAGUCCAUGUUCAUCCGUACAUAAGCUCGAAAAUCGUGAAGGGCUAAUGAAUGAAAGGUAUGAACGACAGCCAUGAUGUGUCCCGGGUAUCAUAAACCCGGGCGGGCAAGCUCUGGAACGAGUGUCCCAGGAGAAUCAACAGGAUAACCCGGGCUAUGCAGUAUAUGACGAUCAACGUCAGCGCCAUCUUGUUCAUAGCUUCCGUAACCCAUCGCCUGUCGACGACGGCCGCGCCGAGGAUAAUAACGAAGACAAUGAUGGGUAAGAUGAUGAGCAGCAGGGCGCAGCACCGCCAGAGUACCUGGCCGUUACUGUUCGGGAACUCGACAUCCCAGCAGAAGAGGUGCGCGAU
Phanerochaete carnosa HHB-10118-sp is the source of this 1150-nucleotide messenger RNA. RefSeq lists its product as uncharacterized. The coding region runs from base 76 to 675 and encodes 199 amino acids. The transcript has 3 exons. The record is from RefSeq and is a predicted model, not a curated record. NCBI's taxonomy places the organism in Eukaryota, Fungi, Basidiomycota, Agaricomycetes, Polyporales, Phanerochaetaceae.